This is a messenger RNA of Gasterosteus aculeatus aculeatus (three-spined stickleback), 469 nucleotides long. The record is from RefSeq and is a predicted model, not a curated record. Lineage: Eukaryota; Metazoa; Chordata; Actinopteri; Perciformes; Gasterosteidae.
CGCGCUGGUAUUUAGCUCCUCCCCCCCCGUCGGGCAGCAUGUUCUCCCUGUCCGCGAUGGUGGGGCUGGUCCCGAUAGUGUCGCUGGCGGGCUUGUUCUACUCCGCGGCGGUGGACGAGAACUUCCCUCAGGGCUGCACCAGCAGCAGCAGCCUGUGCUUCUACAGCCUGCUGCUGCCCGUCGCCAUCCCGGUCUACGUCUUCUUUCACCUCUGGAGCUGGAUCGGGAUCAAGCUGUUCAGACACAACUAGGCGCCUCUGCGUUUCGAUACAACGGAAAUGGGACGCUUUGCAGGACGUGAGGCGGAACUAAACGGGGCGUCGUUGCUGCAAUGAAAUGUAGGGUGGAGGGGGGGGGUGUGACUAUAAAGAAAACAAGUCUGUAAAUGACACAUUUAAUAUUUUAUUGGCACACUGUGUCUGACUUAUGUACACUGAAAUUAAUAAAGACGGUUCUAUACAACCUGAAA